CAGGUCAUUCUCUGUCAAGAGGGCUCGAGAAGAAGUCUGGGUAACUUAAAUCUUCACCUCUGACUCACGGACCUCGCCUAGACGUUGGUCACUUGGACGAGCAAUGACCCCUAAGGAGGGUCUCAGGCGACAUUCUUAGAACGUGUGCCCCCUUUAAAAGGAGGAGACUAGCGGGCGUAAGUGAGUAACCACAGCACGUCACAAAUCCCGAACCUUGGUUUCAACUCCUAGCCAACCCCGCGGUCCCGCCCCGCGCCCUCCUAAGAACGUGGCUUCCGGGAAUAGCACCGGUGGAGGGCGGCUGAAGGCGCGGGCGCCGACGGGCCAGCGCGAUCGCAGGGCGGGGCAAAAUCUUAAAGGGCCGGAGCAAAGGAAGACCGUUGGUGGCAGUGGCUGCGGCGAAACCCAGGGAGGUGAUACCACGUGGUUUCCUGUAGGUUUCCUUUAAAUCUCUCUAGUCCCAGACCCAUGGAGCCCACGCGAGAGUAUCCACUGUUCGGGGGCGCCUUCUCUGCCACACUCCCUACCGGGGCCAUUGACGUAAGCGACCUCCGACCAGUCCCAGACAAUCAAGAAGUUUUCUGCCACCGCAUGACGGACCAGAGUCUGAUCGUGGAGCUUCUAGAGCUGCAGGCCCACGUGCAGGGAGAAGCGGCUGCGCGGUACCACUUUGAGGACGUUGGUGGGGUGCAGGACGCUAGGACUGUUCAAGUGGAGGCUGUGCAACCCCUUCUUUUAGAGAAUCUGGCCUUGAGGGGCUACUGUGAAGAUGCCUGGGUCCUCUCUGGCAAGCAGCAGGUAGCUAAAGAACAUCAGCAGGUAACAAAGGACAUAACACUGCACCAGGCCUUGCUGCGGCUGCCUCGGUACCAGACUGAUCUCCUGCUCACCUUCAAUCAGCCCCCCCCUGAUCAUAGGUCAUCUCUUGGCUCUGAAAAUCAGUCACUUCCACCCUGGAGCCUGGGUGACUUUGAACUGCUGGUGACCAGUCUGACUCUUCAUGAUCCCAAUAUCUUUGGUCCCCAGUAAAGAUGCUGAAAAGCUACAUGAUGCUGCUGAAGACUUGGGGAGCCCAUUCUGCAAGGGGAAUAAAGGGUUGGAUAUAUCCCCCAAAUUCCUUCCCUGUGCAUAAACAUAAGACACUUCUCUGCAGAAAUAAACUUGCUUUAUAACCAA
Molecule: messenger RNA, 1176 nt
Organism: Phyllostomus hastatus (greater spear-nosed bat)
Lineage: Eukaryota; Metazoa; Chordata; Mammalia; Chiroptera; Phyllostomidae
Gene: RANGRF
Product: RAN guanine nucleotide release factor
Exons: 5
Coding region: 469-1029 (186 amino acids)
Biological process (GO): heart contraction; regulation of sodium ion transmembrane transporter activity; protein import into nucleus
Cellular component (GO): nucleus
Molecular function (GO): guanyl-nucleotide exchange factor activity; transmembrane transporter binding; small GTPase binding
Source: RefSeq, a predicted model, not a curated record